Molecule: messenger RNA, 1305 nt
Organism: Leptosia nina
Lineage: Eukaryota; Metazoa; Arthropoda; Insecta; Lepidoptera; Pieridae
Source: the annotation of a GenBank genome assembly
AUGUUUAGAUCCGUUAGGCUUCUUGCUACAAAUUCAUUAUCUGUCACGGCUAGGAAUACUUUUCUUACAAACGAAUACAAAUGUAUUAAUGCAUGGAAAACACAGGUUAACCAUCCUAUAAUAUCAAAAGUAAAUAUUGGCGAAUUUUACGCCACUUUAGAUCAGAAUUAUUCUUCUAAAGGUGUUAUAAGUGCAAUAGACGUUGACAUCUUUGCUAAUGCUGUUAAAGACCCUAUGUACUUGGAAGAACUAAAGGACCUUUUACAUAAACUAAGAUUGUCAGCUGAAACUGGUAAGACAUUGGAAUCUACACAUCAUGCUACUGUGAGAAACUAUAUGGAGUUUGGAAAUAUUCAGGACCUUGUUGAUAUCCUUAAAGACCCUAUUAACUAUGGAAUAUUCCUUGAUUUCUAUGCAGCAAAUUUAUUAUUGAAUAAACUGAUUAAAUCUGCAAGCUAUGAGAUGGCUGCUAAUGUAGCAUCCCUUAUAAUGUUACAAGAAGAUUAUUCAAAUGAUAUUACCUGUGCCCUUUGUCAGUAUGCCUGUUAUAAAUUAUUCACUGAAAAUAAAUUUUUGACUCCACAACAGCAAAAUGAAGUAGAUAAAAACAAAAAAGUUGAAGAAAUCAAAAUAAGAAUAAAAUACCUUCGGAAUCCAUAUAAUGAUGAUCAUUUUGAUAUAGAUGAUAUUAAAGUACUAUCUGGAAAAACAUUAGCGUGGAUUUCAAAACAAUUUGAAGAUAAUACCAGUAAUAAUCUUCAAAUACUUGGAUGGUUAUACUAUAAAAACUAUGAUAAACUACUUUCAUUAGUUCAACAAUUAAGUAGCAAUAGCUCUUUUAAAGUGUACAGAGAAGUUAUUGAUUGUCUCAAAUCAGAAACAACAGAAGAUAUCAAAGAUGAAAUGGACAAAGCAAUGACCUUAUUAGGUAAUGUGGAAAUUAUUGAAGGAAAAAUGGAGGAACCUAUAAAAAAUUUAGUGGAAAAUGCUAUUAAUAGAUGCCAAAACAAGGAUAUUUUAUUUCAAGAAAAGAUAUUUAAAGAAUGGGAAAUAGUGCGCGAAAAAGAAUUUCAAAAUCAAAUAGAGCGAUUGAGUAGAAUAAAACGAGUCCAGUCAAUUGAAGAAAAACAAAAACAAUUACAGACAGAAGAACAAAAGCUUUGGUUCUUUGAAAAUGAAGAAAAAAUAGACCUUCAGAUAGAGGAAAAAGAGCAAAUGGAGGAUAAAACUCAAAUAAAAAGCAAAACACAAGACAAAUCUGAUGAAGACUAUAUUCCUCCUGAAAUUUUACCAAAGAAAAAGUAA